UGGUUGUGAUGCUGCCUGCUCUCUGUGUGUGUCUCCUCUCUCUGUCUCUCCCACAAUGACACCAGGGAGGUUCCUUAGCAGCAGGUGGGGAGACUCUGCUCUGGCUCUGGGGGCUGGCUACCAAGAGGGGAGGCAUGGCCACCUGAAGCUGCCCGGCAGGAGGAGGAGGAGGCGAGCCAGUGGCCACAACAAGUAGUUCCUCCAAGGAGCAGGCAGCCGGGGAGCCCGAAAGAGCCGCUCUUCUCCUCCGAGGCAUCCUAAAAAUAGCCGUCCGGAUGCCUAGCGUCGCCUCUCCUCCUCUUCCUCCUCUCCUCAACAGUCAUGUCUGAGCUACAGAGAUGGGGAAGCUCGAGGACAACGAGAGGGUGAUCCUCAACGUCGGGGGCACCAGGCACGAGACCUACCGGAGCACCCUCAAAACGCUGCCAGGCACUCGCCUGGCCCUCCUCGCCUCCCAGUCUCAAGGCGAGUCCCCGGGAGGCGCCGGAGGAGGAGGCAUCGUUGUCAUUGGGGAGGACCAGCAACACCACCAUCCACACCACCACCACCACCACCAUCCCCACCACCCGCCUCUCCCAUCUCCUUUGCCAGCUCCCAACCCGGGCCCCAACCCCGGUGUUGUUGGGGGUCCCUUGGACGACGGCGUUGGUAGUGGUAGUGGCAUCCCUCGCGCUCAUGACGGUGGUGCCAUCGUCUCGAGUGCCGGGGCUGCUUCAUCCACCUCGUGCUGCGAGUUCUUCUUCGACCGCCACCCAGGGGUCUUCGCCUACGUGCUCAACUACUACCGGACAGGGAAGCUCCACUGCCCGGCUGACGUCUGUGGGCCCCUCUUCGAGGAGGAGCUGGCCUUCUGGGGCAUCGACGAGACUGACGUGGAACCCUGCUGCUGGAUGACCUACCGCCAGCACCGAGAUGCCGAGGAGGCACUGGACAUCUUUGAGGCACCGGACCUCAUCACAGGAGAGCCUCCCCUCGAUCCUGAUGAUGACGAAGUGGCUGCCAAGCACCGCCUGGGCAUCGAGGACCUGGGUGCCACUGGGGGAACCUCCUCUGCCUCCUCUUGCACCAAUGGAGCCCCGCUGGAUGGGAAGGGAGGGCGCUGGAAGAGGCUUCAGCCCCGCAUAUGGGCACUCUUCGAGGACCCCUACUCUUCCCGCGCUGCCAGGUUCAUUGCUUUUGCCUCUUUAUUCUUCAUUCUACUUUCAAUCACAACCUUUUGCCUGGAAACCCAUGAAGCAUUCAACACCAUCAAGAACAAAACAGAGCCAACCGUCAAUGGUAGCGAGGUGGUUCUACAGUAUGAAAUAGAGACGGAUCCUGCUCUGACAUACGUUGAAGGAGUCUGCGUGGUGUGGUUUACUUUUGAAUUUUUAGUCCGUGUUGUUUUUUCGCCCAACAAACUUGAAUUCAUCAAGAACCUCUUAAAUAUCAUUGACUUUGUGGCAAUUUUGCCCUUCUAUCUUGAAGUGGGCCUCAGUGGGCUCUCCUCCAAAGCUGCUAAGGAUGUCCUUGGGUUCCUCAGGGUGGUGAGGUUUGUGAGAAUCCUGCGAAUCUUCAAGCUCACCCGACAUUUUGUCGGCCUCAGGGUACUGGGUCACACGCUCCGAGCCAGCACCAAUGAAUUUCUUCUCCUGAUAAUAUUUUUGGCAUUAGGAGUGUUGAUAUUUGCCACCAUGAUCUAUUAUGCGGAACGAAUAGGUGCCAGACCCAAUGACCCAUCAGCUAGUGAGCACACAGAGUUCAAGAACAUCCCUAUUGGUUUCUGGUGGGCUGUGGUCACAAUGACCACUCUUGGGUAUGGAGACAUGUAUCCAAAGACAUGGUCAGGCAUGCUAGUGGGUGCGCUGUGUGCUUUAGCUGGGGUGCUUACCAUAGCCAUGCCUGUGCCUGUUAUUGUCAACAAUUUCGGAAUGUACUAUUCUCUCGCUAUGGCAAAACAGAAGCUUCCUAGAAAGAGAAAGAAGCAUAUCCCACCUGCUCCUCAGGCAAGCUCCCCUAUAUUUUGCAAGACAGACUUGAACAUGGCCUGCAAUAGCACACAGGGGGAUGUCUGUCUGGGAAAAGACAAUCGACUGAUGGAACACAAUAAGUCAGUGUUAUCAGGUGAAGACAGUACAGAAAGUGAGCAGCCACUGUCACCUGUGGAAAGGCUCCCACCAAUCAGACGCUCUAGUACCAGAGACAAAAACAGAAGAGGGGGAACAUGUUUCCUACUGACAGCAGGUGAUUACGCGUGUGCUACUGAUGGAGGGAUCAGGAAAGAUAACUGCAAAGAGGUUGUCAUUACUGGUUACACGCAAGCAGAGGCCAGAUCUCUUUCUUAAUGGCUUGGGGAAGGCACAAAACAUGAAAGAAAGUGUUAUACCGAAUUUAUCAUGGAUUUUUGACUGCUGAAAAAGGGACAAUGGAAUUUAGCCAUACCAAGGACUGUGCUGGAAAGAG
Sceloporus undulatus (fence lizard) is the source of this 2442-nucleotide messenger RNA. RefSeq names its product potassium voltage-gated channel subfamily C member 2 (gene KCNC2). Gene Ontology annotation, cellular component: axon; neuronal cell body membrane; voltage-gated potassium channel complex. Gene Ontology annotation, molecular function: delayed rectifier potassium channel activity; protein binding. Gene Ontology annotation, biological process: potassium ion transmembrane transport; protein homooligomerization. The record is from RefSeq and is a predicted model, not a curated record. NCBI's taxonomy places the organism in Eukaryota, Metazoa, Chordata, Lepidosauria, Squamata, Phrynosomatidae.